This is a messenger RNA of Cucumis sativus (cucumber), 827 nucleotides long. Its product is annotated as macrophage migration inhibitory factor homolog. Gene Ontology annotation, molecular function: phenylpyruvate tautomerase activity. Lineage: Eukaryota; Viridiplantae; Streptophyta; Magnoliopsida; Cucurbitales; Cucurbitaceae. The record is from RefSeq and is a predicted model, not a curated record. The coding region runs from base 161 to 508 and encodes 115 amino acids. The transcript has 3 exons.
UUUAUAAAUUGCAUGAUUUAUGAAACAUCCGAUUGAGAUUAGGUUCCUACCCAUUUUAUCUGCAGAGUCUCUCUGAAAGCCACCCGUCGCCAUUGCCAUUUUAUAUGCACAGAACACAAGCUUUAGCUGGUCAUCCCCCAUUAGCAGCUGCAGAGGAAGAAUGCCGACUUUGAAUUUAUUCACGAAUGUUCCAGUUGAUACUGUUGUCGCCGCUGACAUCCUCAAGGACGCUUCGAAAGCCGUUUCUAAAAUUCUCGGCAAACCUGAAUCUUAUGUGAUGAUCUUGCUGAAUGGUGGCACUCCAAUUGUAUUUGCUACGACAGAAGAGCCAGCCGCGUAUGGAGAAUUGAUCUCCAUAGGAGGCCUUGGACCUGGCGUGAAUGGAAAACUUAGCUCAACAAUUGCUGAGAUUCUUCAGACUAAGCUCCAAAUUGAUGGUUCACGUUUCUAUAUCAAAUUUUAUGACGUUCAGCGCUCAAACUUCGGGUACAACGGCUCAACAUUUUGAUAAGUAUUUUGCAGGAUAAACAAAAAGAAGUGUGGUCAAGAAUGAAAAUUGUGGAGUACUGAGACUAACUAUUCAAGGGAGUUGAUGGAACACCAUUUUCUGCCAUUAUUUGUAAACUAUUUGAAUGUGGAUGUAAGUGAAAAUUAUUAUAUUACAUUUUUAUUUGUUUUAGUGUUUCAUAUCUAUUAAGUAUAGCAACAAGUUGUGCUUCUCAGUUGAGUUAUUUGAUCUUGAUUGUACCGAAGAAUUGGUCCAUGUUGUCCUCGGUUAUGCAGCAACCACUUCUAUCAUAUUCCAAAUCACUUUUGAUCGUGGUGUA